AUGGAUAUUAAAGAUCGUACACUUGAAUUCCAGCAGUCGGUGACUACCUACAGCAAGAGACAUGCUAAACAGCUGAAUGGUCUCGGUGGUGGGCAAGAAAGAGAACCUCAACCCCUAAAGAAAUCAGAGUUUCAGCAGCGUGCUUCUCAAAUUUCACACCACAUUGCAGAAGUAGCUCAAUUGCUAGGGAAACUUGCCCAGUUAGCCAAGCGAAAACCAAUGUUUAAUGACAAUCCGAUUGAAAUUGCAGAGAUGACAUACUUAAUUAGGCGGAGGAUACAUAAUAUAGAACAUGAAAUGACCGAGCUUUCAAAACAUUGCUCCAAGAAUGGUAGUUUGGAAAGCAAAGGGGCUACACAGGCAAUACAGCAUACAAAAAACGUGGUAAAUUUAUUAAAUACUAAGAUGAAGAACGUUAGUGGAGAUUUCAAAAGUGUCCUUGAAGCGCGUCAAAAGUUGGAGAUUGCGAACAAAGAUAGAUGGGAACGGAUAGGAAGCGAUGGCACUAAGGGACCUGGAGGAUCAAUGCAAGGUGAUGUUGGAAGAAAUCUAACUGCAGCAGCAGCAACUGCGGUUUCCUAUAAUAGUGCAAACCCCUUUAUGAGUAGCGUUAUAGAAGAGGAUAGCAGAAGUAAUGCAAGUGCGUCCGACCAACUUAUCUUCCCCAGCGAACAAGCUCUCCUUCUCGAAGAACAACAAAACGCGAAUCAAAUAUAUUUACAUGAAAGGAGUCGUGCAGUGGAGACGAUCGAAUCUACUAUACAAGAAGUGGGUAAUUUAUUCCAACAAUUAGCACACAUGGUCCAAGAACAAGGCGAGACAAUUCAAAGAAUCGAUGCAAAUGUUGAAGAUAUCGAUUUAAAUAUAAGCGGUGCCCAAAGGGAACUAUUGAAGUACUUAGAUAGAAUCAGUAGCAAUCGUUGGAUGGCGGUGAAGAUCUUUGCUAUCAUCUUCAUAUUCUUUUUAAUUUGGGUAUUGAUAAGUUGA
Eremothecium sinecaudum is the source of this 987-nucleotide messenger RNA. RefSeq names its product t-SNARE syntaxin (gene SED5). The record is from RefSeq and is a predicted model, not a curated record. Gene Ontology annotation, biological process: endoplasmic reticulum to Golgi vesicle-mediated transport; vesicle fusion; intracellular protein transport. Gene Ontology annotation, cellular component: Golgi membrane; SNARE complex; endomembrane system. Gene Ontology annotation, molecular function: SNAP receptor activity; SNARE binding. Bases 1 to 987 code for a protein of 328 amino acids. Lineage: Eukaryota; Fungi; Ascomycota; Saccharomycetes; Saccharomycetales; Saccharomycetaceae. The transcript has a single exon.